Eimeria necatrix is the source of this 1248-nucleotide messenger RNA. RefSeq names its product zinc finger DHHC domain-containing protein, putative. NCBI's taxonomy places the organism in Eukaryota, Apicomplexa, Conoidasida, Eucoccidiorida, Eimeriidae. The transcript has 10 exons. The record is from RefSeq and is a predicted model, not a curated record. Bases 1 to 1248 code for a protein of 415 amino acids.
AUGCGCCUCGUGCUUCACCCGGGCGGCAUCGUUGCAUGCUUGUUUGUUUGGGCUUGUUUGUUCGUUGUCAAGGCCGCAACGAACGUCCUGUUCUUUAAUAUCCUUUUUUCAGAUGUCUCCGCAGUGGAUGGUGCAGCAAGCGGCAGGGAGCCCUUCAAGGGGCAACCGCCGCUCACUUUCCUGGGGAAGAUGCUGAAGAUACUAUUUGAGUGCGUGACUUGGCUGGGCCUCAUAUCCCACCUCGCGACUUUGUUAACAGACCCAGGAUCGACCAAGACGGCGCCGGUGCAUCAUGAAGAUGGAUCACCACUGCCCAUGGGUAAACAACUGCAUCGGCUCCAUGAACCAGAAAUAUUUCUUCCUCUUCCUAGCAUACAUGGGUGGCUCUUCAUUGAGCAAUGGACAUCCGCAUAUCCUGGUUGGCUGGCCCCUGUGCUGCUAGGCGGAUGCUUGCUAGUCGACGUUGUUUUCCUACUGGUAACGCUGGACUUUUUGGCCGAGCAAUGGGAGGCACUCGAGACCAACGCUACUUUGGUGGAAACAUACAGGAAUACCCAUGGCCAAAAGGUACAAAAUAUCCUGCAAGGACUCUGUAGUUCAUGGGUGUCCAGAAAAUUGGAGAAUACUGGGCAGCUGCUGAGUGAACGGCUGGAUUUGCGUGUUUGCAAAAUGCAGACUACUCUGUGGGAGCAUACUGUGGCGGUAUUUGGUCGACAGUGGUGGUUUUGGUGGCUGCCUGUGCCGCCGAAAAUAGCUCCUAAUUGGACGGCACCGACGUAUACCCAGGAAUCUUUUUCACUGACAAUGAUUAGAGCUGCAGCACUUCUCGCAGGCCUGGCGGUACCUGCGUCAGCGCGUGACUGGCUUUCGAGCGAGAAUCAGGCGCUGAAGUUGCCAGUAUGGCCAACUGCAGUUGAGAAGGUGCUGCUUUCCGAGGAACCCACUCCUGAUGACUUCACCGAGGAGCUCCAAGGGGGUGCACCCGACAUGAACAUGUUGCCUGGCUUCACCACACUGGAGAACUAUCCCAACCCAAUGGUCAACUCGAUGGCCUGCAGAAGAUGGGGCAUGGAAGUUUCCUACGUCUGCGACCCAGAGCGCCUUUCCAAUAUCCGACACAACUCAUCCCAUCGCUGCGUCGACGAAUACGUCUCCUACCCAAAGAAUGGGGGAAAAUUGUCCGCUGGAAGGGCUCUUGAGGCCGAUGUCAUUGCAGUUGGACAGGACGAGCUUGCCAAGUAUCGUUAA